Molecule: messenger RNA, 2023 nt
Organism: Cinclus cinclus
Lineage: Eukaryota; Metazoa; Chordata; Aves; Passeriformes; Cinclidae
Product: putative lysosomal acid lipase/cholesteryl ester hydrolase
Exons: 10
Coding region: 758-2023 (421 amino acids)
Molecular function (GO): hydrolase activity, acting on ester bonds
Source: RefSeq, a predicted model, not a curated record
UGGUGCUUUUCUAGAAGUGAUGUUCAGCCUGGUGCUUUUCUAGAAGUGAUGUUCAGCCUGGUGCUUUUCCAGAAGGUUCAUUCAGUCUAGUGUUUUUCCAGAGGGAUGUUCAGCCUGGUGUUUUCCCAAAAGGGAUGUUCAGCCUGGUGCUUUUCCAGAAGGAUCGUUCAGCCUGGCGCUUUUCCAGAGAGCCCUGAAGAACUUUUGCAAAUUUUCCCUUGCUAACAUGACACUUUUGGACCUUACUGUCACUUUUCAGAAGGGGUGGAAUGACCAAGUGUCUUCCACCCAGGCAGGCAGUGAAGCCUGACCUGUCCUUGGGGUGUCCUUGGGGUGUCCUUGGGGAGCUUGGCCUGCUGCUAAGCCUUUGUAAAGGUGGUAGCUUUUUUGUUGCACCAGGAACUCUUCUAAAUGACCCUGGGAGAUAGAAAAUGACCCCGGCAGUUAGGAAAUGACCUCUUACAAAGAAAAGCUGUUGGUUUGUUGUUUUGGUUUGUUUUGUUGUUUUUUGGGUUUUGUUUUUUUUUUUUUUAACGUAGCUAUCAUGAGCUUAAGGUGCAACUCCAUAGCUGGAAUUCCUCAGCACACCAAUCUGGAAACGCAAUCCUUAGCAAGCAUGAAAGUCACAGCCACAUGGAGGGAGGUGCCACAGGAGUGAUCAGCACACAUCUGUUAAUUGGAGGGCACACGUGACGAGGGACAGCAGGGUGGCAGCGUGGCUGGGCUCUGACACAGCGUGGUCCUUUUAACUCUGGUGAUGACAGAGCCACCAGCACUGCCACCACCAGCCUGGUCAGACACACCAGUGGGCUCUGCCUGGCACAAGAUGUGGCUGUUUAUUGCAAUCCUGUUUUUCGUACAAGCACCCGUGAACUCCGAAGAUGCCAUCAAGCAGAAAAAGGCUCUAAAUCCCGAGAGUCUCAUGAACAUUAGCCAAAUCAUCUGCCACAGAGGGUACCCCAGUGAGGAGUAUGACGUCCUGACUCGUGAUGGCUACUACAUCCACCUGAACAGAAUUCCUCAUGGAAGAGAAAAGCCGAAGAACAGAGGGCCCAAGCCAGUCGUGUUUCUCCAGCAUGGGAUACUUGGAGAAGGCAGCCACUGGGUGGAAAAUCUGGCUAACAACAGCCUUGGCUUCAUACUAGCAGACUCUGGCUAUGACGUGUGGCUGGGAAACAGCCGGGGGACGAGCUGGUCCCGAAGACACCAGCACCUCUCAGCUGACCAGGUGGAAUUCUGGGAUUUCAGCUUCCAUGAGAUGGCAAUGUAUGACCUCCCGGCUGCCAUUGACUUUGUGCUGCAGAAAACAGGGCAGAAGCAGCUCCACUACAUUGGCUACUCGCAGGGCAGCUCAAUUGCAUUUAUUGCGUUUUCAUCCAUGCCCGAACUGGCUCAGAAAGUCAAAAUGUUUUUUGCCCUGGCUCCAGUAUUGGUACCCAAGCACUCCAGAAGUCCAUUCAUGAAGAUGCAGCUCCUCCUGGACAACAAGCUCAAGAUGAUUCCGCUGCUGCUCGGCAGAACGGACGCGUCCCUGCGGGUGAGGAAGCUGUGGCGGUUCCUCCCGGAGCUGUGCAGGCACACGCUGCUGCACAGGCCCUGUGCCAACCUCCUCUUCCUGCUGGGUGGCUACAAUGAGAAGAACCUCAACACGACACGGCUGGAUGUGUACACAUCCCACUAUCCGGAUGGCACCUCUGUCAAAAACAUCAUCCACUGGGCACAGGUGAUAAAAUCUGGAGAAUUCAAAGCCUUUGACUAUGGCAGUGAGAACCCAGCCAGGUACCACCAGAACACACCGCCCUUGUACCGCGUGGAGGAGAUGCCGGUGCCCACCGCGGUGUGGUCGGGAGGGCAGGACUGGGCGGCUGACUGGAGGGACGUCCUCCUGCUGCUGCCCCGCAUCACCCACCUCGUCACCUACACCCACAUCCCCGACUGGAACCACUGGGACUUUGUCUGGGGCCUGGACGCCCCUGGGCGCCUCUACAGCAGCAUCCUGAGGCUGAUGGAGGGGUCCCGGUAG